Molecule: messenger RNA, 1340 nt
Organism: Zea mays
Lineage: Eukaryota; Viridiplantae; Streptophyta; Magnoliopsida; Poales; Poaceae
Exons: 1
Coding region: 743-1303 (186 amino acids)
Source: RefSeq, marked predicted
GUAACUUAGUUUUUCGCAUCAAACCACACAUCACAUAUUUUUCCUACCAAGAUAUAAAAACAUCAGAGUUCUUUUCUACUUCAUUUUCCUCUCUACACGCUUCCAUUCAUACAAAAGUAUUUUCACACACAUAAUCACACGUGCACUUCAUCGAUCAAAACCUAAUUAGACUCACUACAAUUCGCACACAUCAAAUAAUCUCUUGUUCUCCAAUAGCAAACGCGAUCCUACCAAUGCGCAUAACCGAAACAUUUUACACACAUCCAUUCAAAAUAAUUAAUCGAGUCGACCGAGAGCGACAUACAUCGGCUCACCAUAAAUAAACCCAAUCGAUGUUUGUAAGGACGAUGGCGAUUCCGAUUUGUGCAUCGCUCCGAGCAUCCGACGAGCGUUGAACGACUUGCCUUCUCCACGCAAAACACGGGGUUCCUCGCCUCCACAAAAUAAAAACAAAACAACACAUAUACACAAUUUAAUCACCGGAGAACAAUGCCGAUGUGGAAUCAAACAAAGAUCAUCGUCGUCUCACCGGGGUGAACGUCGUCGAUGUUGGGGCUGCGCAGAUCCGGCGAAGUGAGACGCGUAGACGGUCGAACUGCACAGAUCAACGACACGACAUGGGCUGUCCCCAAAUACCAAUGCGACGGCGUGGGUCGGGACUGCGCAGAUCGAGCGAAGCACGCGAUGCAGAGGGGAUCCAAGGCUGCUGUUUUGGACCGGCAUCGCUGCGCACAGAACUUGGAUGCCAUGGCUGCCGGCAGAACAGGGGUUCCUUGCUGUCGCACUAGGGGAAAAGGAGGUAGGAGGCGAGCAGCAGCAGGGGAGGGGAUGGUGCUGUCCUUGGCUGGGAGAGCUUGCGCGCACUGCUCUGAUGCCGGUCUGGAACAGAGAGGAAAAAAAGGAGGGCGCCGUUGGGGAGAGGAGGAAGGCAACUUGGGGAAGAUUGCAGGGGGCGCUUGGUAGAGAGAGAGAAGCAGGGGCGAGCUCAAGGCGCUACUGGCUUGGGCGUCCAUGGCGGCUGGAGGAUGAAGACAAUGGGAAAAACUGCUCGCAGGGGGAAAGGCCGACUGGAAAAAUGGAGGCUAGGGCGAGCUCGGCUGCUGCGGUGCGAGGAAGAAGGAGCAGGGGCGCCAUGGACGACGGCGAGGAGGAUGUCGCCGAGGAAUGGGAGCUGCUGCUCCACGCCAUGGACAUGGAGUUCGGCGGCCCUGGAAAAAAUGGAGCCCACGCCUGGGCUGGUGAGCGUCUGCUCCAAGGGAGCUCGGCCAUGGAGCAGAAGGGGCGCUGCUGCCCUGCACGCUAGAGCUUGGGGAAGGCUGGGCGCAGGGAGGAAGAAGGUG